CACCACUAUGACAAUGACACUGCUAUUGCUAUAACAAAAUAAAUAUAUAUAAUUAUGAAAAUGAACUUGAGGUUGAUUUUUUACUUAAUUUUUACGAAAAUGAACUUGAUGUUGAUUUUUUACUUAUGUACUCCCUGUUUCCUCAUACCUCAAAAAUUUCCCCAACCCGGUGCCUUUCUCUCUAGAUUAGCGAAUCCUGUUAGUAGCAAUCAAUGA
This is a messenger RNA of Amoebophrya sp. A25, 216 nucleotides long. The record is from the annotation of a GenBank genome assembly. Lineage: Eukaryota; Dinophyceae; Syndiniales; Amoebophryaceae.